CCAAAAAUGAAUUGCUUGUUUCGAAUUUGGGACUAUCACUUAAAACUAGAGAUAGAGUUAUUGACCAAAAUAAACUAGAGCAAGAGCAUGCAUCCACCACCUAGUAUCUAUCAUGCGAAUCCAACUUCGACUACUACUAGGAUCCCAGUUAAGAUUCCUUAACAAAAUCAAUGUGACCCAAACUUUGCACUUUUCCACUUUGUCACCUCAUUUUCUUCAAUCACAAGAUCCAGCACAACGAAAAAUUGGUCGUGAAUUGGCCAACUUAUUGCAGUUUCCAUGCCCAAACACUCCCAUUCCUUAUUACUAUAAGAAAAUCCAUGCCCACAUUGUGGUAUUGGGUUUUCACCAACAUGAUCUCUUCCUUAUCAACACCCUCUUACACUCAUACUCAAAACUGAACCUUCUAAAGGAUGCACAGAAGCUGUUCGAUACUAUGCCUCAUAGAAACCUUGUUACUUGGUCAUCCAUGGUUUCGAUGUACACUCAGCAUGGUUACAGCAUAGAAGCUUUGGUUUUAUUCUGCCAGUUCAGGAGGAGUUGCAUUGAAAGUCCAAAUGAGUACAUUUUAGCUAGUGUGAUUAGAGCUUGUACGCAGUUGGGGGGUCUCAACCAAGCUCUCCAGGUGCAUGGUUUGGUUGUUAGGGGUGGGUUUGUUCAGGAUGUUUAUGUGGGUACCUCUUUGAUUGAUUUUUAUGCCAAGCAUGGUUAUAUUGAUGAAGCAAGAUUGCUUUUUGAUGGCCUAGAAGUUAAAACCACUUUCACUUGGACUACAAUUAUAGCAGGGUAUGCAAAACAGGGGAGAAGUGAAGUGUCCUUAAAAUUAUUCAAUCAAAUGAGCGAGGGCGAUGUUUGUCCAGACAAAUAUGUGCUUUCUAGUGUUUUGAGCGCUUGUUCAAUGCUUGAGUUUCUUGAAGGGGGGAAGCAAAUUCAUUGCUAUGUAUUAAGGAGGGUUGUUGAUAUGGAUGUUUCACUGGUCAAUGGAAUUAUAGAUUUUUAUUUGAAGUGUCACAAAGUGGAGAUGGGUCGGAAGUUGUUUGAUCGGCUGGGAGAUAAAAAUGUUGUUUCGUGGACCACGAUGAUUGCUGGUUGCAUGCAAAAUUCAUUCCAUUUUGAUGCCAUGGACCUGUUUGUUGAAAUGGCUAGAACUGGUUGGAAACCUGAUUCAUUUGGUUGCUCUAGCAUUCUCAAUUCAUGCGGUUCACUCCAGGCUCUAGAAAAGGGAAGACAAGUGCAUGCUCAUACCACCAAGGCCAAUAUUGAUAAUGAUGAUUUUGUGAAAAAUGGUUUGAUUGACAUGUAUGCCAAAUGUGAUUCCUUGUCUGAUGCAAGAAAAGUUUUCGACCUUAUGACUGAUAUUAAUGUGGUAUCCUACAAUGCAAUGAUAGAAGGAUACUCAAGACAAGACAAGCUGUAUGAAGCACUGGAUCUUUUCCGUGAAUUGAGGCUAAGUUUUUUGCCACCGCAUCUAUUAACGUUUGUAAGCCUUCUUGGGGUAUCUGCAUCAUUAUUUCACCUGGAAUUAAGCAACCAAAUCCAUGGCCUGAUUAUUAAAUAUGGGUUUUCUUUGGAUAAAUUUUCUGGAAGUGCUCUAAUAGAUGUUUAUUCAAAAUGCUCAUGUGUUGGGGAUGCAAGACUAGUUUUUGCGGAAAUACAUGACAAAGAUAUUGUAGUAUGGAAUGCUAUGUUUUCUGGAUACACCCAACUAUUGGAAAAUGAGGAGUCUCUCAAACUUUACAAAGAUUUACAAAUGUCGAGACUAGAACCCAAUGAAUUCACUUUUGCUGCUGUAAUAACCGCAACAAGUAACAUAGCAAGUAUGCGACACGGUCUGCAGUUCCACAAUCAGGUCAUAAAGAUGGGUUUUGAUGAUGACCCCUUCGUCGCAAACGCUCUAUUGGACAUGUAUGCCAAGUGUGGAAGCAUCGAAGAGGCUCACAAGGCAUUCAGUUCCACGAAUCAGAAAGACAUUGCAUGUUGGAAUUCCAUGAUUUCAACAUAUGCCCAGCACGGAGAAGCAGAGAAAGCACUUGAGGUGUUUGAACACAUGAUUAUGGAAGGUGUGAAACCAAAUUAUGUCAGCUUUGUAGGCGUGCUAUCAGCAUGCAGCCAUGCCGGACUUCUUGACCUUGGAUUUCAUCACUUUGAAUCUAUGUCCCGGUUUAGAAUCGAACCGGGAAUCGAGCAUUACGCAUGCAUGGUUUCCCUCUUGGGCCGGGCUGGGAGAAUAUAUGAAGCUAAGGAGUUCAUUGAUAACAUGCCAAUAAAACCAGCACCAGUAGUAUGGAGGAGCUUGCUCAGUGCAUGUAGAGUUUCAGGUCAUGUUGAACUGGGAACAUAUGCAGCUGAGAUGGCAAUUUCAUGUGACCCAGCAGACAGUGGAUCAUAUGUAUUGCUUUCAAAUAUAUUUGCAUCAAAAGGUAUGUGGGUAAAUGUGAGAAGGGUGCGGGAGAAAAUGGACAUAAGUGGGGUAGUUAAAGAACCAGGUUAUAGUUGGAUUGAAGUGGAUAAUGAAAUUCACAGGUUUAUUGCCAGAGACACAUCUCAUCGUGACUCCACACUUUUAUCUUUAGUUUUAGACAAUUUGAUUCUACAGACCAAGGGGUUUGGUUAUGUGGCUAACACUGGUGCACUAGUGCUUGAUGAUUGAGCUGAAUCAUACUGUUAUAAUAUUACAAUUAGCCAAGCUUUUAAAUGGCUCAUCAACCGUAAAGGAAAAACCUGUAAAUUGCUUGCUACUUCGAUGAGCAAUAUUGGAUCUCAAGCUGUUUUCAUCAUGAAGAUAUCUUUUUACGAGGCUAAUUUGUGGUGCAUGUUCAAUUGGUCUCAUCACUAUGUCGACAAGGGAUGCGAUGUCUAGUGGGUUUUCCUUUUGAUUGGACAUGACAAUCAAAGUUGUAUAUGUUUGGAUUUUUCACCGAUCCAUGUUUGAGUCAACGUGGCAAAAUUUUAUUUCUCUAUUGAUACACAUUGGGAUGUGUGGUUUCCCGCUUGAGCUAAACAAGCGGGCACGGAGUGUCUUCAAGAGCAUGUUUUGGAGGUGAUGAGUAAAGGAAAGGUAAUGGCAAGCAAACUGCCAUUUAGGUGAACAAAAAAAGCAGGACUAUGCAGAAGAUUGUGUGUAAAAAUUGUACAGUUUGAGAGGCUCCACAACUUAGACACGUUUAUUUUGCUGAUGAGUAGUGUUAUUUGAUAGAUAUUUCAUUUCUCUAAACUGAAGGGUUUAUUUAUGAAACAAAAAAGAGAAGUUACUGUCAGUGAUUUGAAAAUUAAAGCCUAAGACAAUGAUAAAAUUUAUAAACAUGUGAUGUGAAGUUCUUUAAAUCUAUUCGCUUGAUUUACUCCUUCAUAACUCCUUUUUCUUUUUCU
Molecule: messenger RNA, 3369 nt
Organism: Lotus japonicus
Lineage: Eukaryota; Viridiplantae; Streptophyta; Magnoliopsida; Fabales; Fabaceae
Product: pentatricopeptide repeat-containing protein At4g39530
Exons: 1
Coding region: 113-2650 (845 amino acids)
Biological process (GO): RNA modification
Molecular function (GO): RNA binding; protein binding
Source: RefSeq, a predicted model, not a curated record